Molecule: messenger RNA, 1667 nt
Organism: Larimichthys crocea (large yellow croaker)
Lineage: Eukaryota; Metazoa; Chordata; Actinopteri; Sciaenidae
Gene: aspdh
Product: aspartate dehydrogenase domain containing
Exons: 8
Coding region: 122-958 (278 amino acids)
Biological process (GO): NAD+ biosynthetic process
Molecular function (GO): NADP binding; L-aspartate dehydrogenase [NAD(P)+] activity
Source: RefSeq, a predicted model, not a curated record
UUGAACUGUGCUUGCCCACUUUUCCUGAAGUUGUGGGCCGGUUUUCACGCUUCGAGUUGGGAGACACAAAGUUCUGGAGGGGUAUGUGAUUAUCUGCACGUUCGCUUUCAGGGUACAGGACAUGGCAACCAGCUCUUCCUCCCAAAGGAUUGGAGUUGUAGGAUUCGGACAUCUAGGGCAGUACCUGGUUGAGAGUAUCCUUAAAGAUGGAGCUGCUCUCGGUCUAACUCUGGCUUUUGUUUGGAACAGAAAUCCUGACAAACUCAAAGGUUUAGUUCCUGAUGAGCUCAUACUUGGUAAUCUGUCAUCCUUUGCAAACAGGCCAUGUGACGUGAUUGUAGAGGUGUGCCACCCACAGAUAGUGAAAGAAUUUGGGCUUCACUUCCUGUCUCAGUCUCAUUUCAUGGUGGGCUCUCCCUCCGCCCUCUCCGAUCAUGAUCUGAACCAGAAGCUGCGUCAGGCGGCCCAGAAGUAUGGUAGGACAUUGUACGUCCCCAGUGGUGCAUUAUGGGGAGGCCAGGACAUCCAGAGGCUGAAUGAUAGCGGGGGACUGAAGGCUUUGUUUAUAAGAAUGUCCAAGCAUCCCUCCUGCUUCCGGCUGACAGGGGACAUCCUCUCUGAUUGGACGGAGGGAGAGGGCCGACGAGUUUUAUUCAGUGGCUCGGUGGCAGAGUUGUGCCCACUUGCUCCAAACAACGUUAACACCAUGGCAGCAGCAGCAGUGGCAGCAGGAACACUCGGCUUUAGUGGUGUUCGGGGAGAGAUUGUGUCUGACACAGCGUUAAGUGACUAUCAUGUGGUGGAGGUGGAGGUGACAGGGCCUGGUGGCUUUUCUGUACACACAGUGAGGAGGAAUCCAGCCAGCCUUGGAGCUGUAACUGGCAGUGCAACAUACAACUCCUUCUGGAAUAGUUUACUUGUUUGCAAAGGUCACGGUGGCAGAGUUUACUUGUGCUGAAGCAGACAAGAACACUGCGGGAUUAACUACAACAUCACAAGAAGGCCCACUUCUAGAUAAAUUGGAUGGUUUAUAGUGGAUACGAUUUAUGAAAGGUGUCACUGGAUUAAUGUUACUUGAAAACCUAAAGACUCUUGGGUUUGUAUUCUGUAUAUUUGUGUCCCAAUAAACUGCAUGCAUACAAAGAAAGAAAAUCCAUUUAUCAUUUGUAAUAAUAUACUUAUAGGUAUAUAUAUUUAAACUUUAUUAUAAGAUCAUCUGGUGCAAGAUUGUAACAAAUGAUAAAACUUACAGGAAGUACACGCCUGGUAAAAACGUUUUUUUCCCUUUUCUUUCCAUAAUAGACAAAUAGUCCUGAUGUACUCCAAUUCCUUUUCCUUUUCCAGCACUGAUGUCGCCAUCUUGGGACACAGUCCCCAAUUUUUCCUCCAUCUGUCUGACCUCUAGUCCUUUCACAAAUAAAUACUUGCCAAAACAGGGAAACUCAGAAAUAACCAUGCCCACACAAGCACACACAGAGACAGAUAAAAAGGAGUGUGAGGUUAUUAAUGGAUAACGGAAGACGCUGAAAGAAAAUGUUUAUGUGUGUGUGUAUGUUCUACAUUUAAUUUCUAUCCUGGGAUGUUUUGUAGUAAACAAGGCAUUUGUAAGGAAGAAGAAAAUGCUACCAGGUGGACAGUUAUAUCUGAAGCAGUGGAUAGUCAGCACA